This is a messenger RNA of Cydia amplana, 2310 nucleotides long. RefSeq lists its product as uncharacterized. The record is from RefSeq and is a predicted model, not a curated record. The transcript is spliced from 3 exons. NCBI's taxonomy places the organism in Eukaryota, Metazoa, Arthropoda, Insecta, Lepidoptera, Tortricidae. Bases 581 to 1216 code for a protein of 211 amino acids.
UUAUUACAAGAUUCGCUCCCGCCGCGACCGCACGUUCAAUAGCUGUCGCCAGUCGACCUCUUUUGUCGUGCGAAGUGCGAACUUAACUUAUUUACAUCGGCUAGUCGGAGCGAUGCAUGGUGCGUUUCGCGCGGUUGUGUCAUUGGCCUCAGCCGAUUAUCGCUAAAUUACGUGUGAAUUACGGACAAUGCUCUGAGAGUUGCGUCAAAACUUUUUUGUGUGAACUUUGCGAGCUCAGACCGUGAUCUCUUAGCGCCAAAUUUUGAACUACUCCUGUGCCAUCGAUCGAGUGAGAAAGUGACUUUUUGAAGAUUUUUCUACAGAACUUUUACACAAAAUAUUGUCGUUUGUAAAUUGAGGCGAUAAACACUUAAAAGUGAUACUUUUUCGUAAAUCACCAAAAUCUGCCGUGAAUUUUUGAAGAGAGUUCUUUAUCAAGAAAAUAGAUCUGCUGAUUCAUGCAAAUAUUGACCAGAUCUUGAAUCACACAUUCAAGUGGACACAUAUCAUUUAUGCAUACAAAACAAACGGCGAUCUAUCCACGAUUCCUCCGUAGAAAAAGACACUACGCCCGACAAAGAUGGCUAUAGCGUUCAACUUACCGAGUGAAAGAGAGGCGACAGAGGAGAACUUCUCUAGACUAAACAGGCUUCUGGCUGAGCUUUAUGAUGUUCUGUGCCACAUCCUGGUGUCUCGACAGCCCGGGCAAGAGACUCUGGCCCAGGACACGCGUCGAGAUGCUGUCCGACCUUACCACUCCGAGUCCGACAUCGACCGUCCAGCCAUCGAGCCCCAAUGCCGUCUCUCCGCCUCAUCCCCCCCACUCUCCCUGACCUUCGACGACCUGGAGGACGAUGUGUUCAUCAGUCCCCGGACAGAUAACGGCAACGAUCUCUUCGCCACUAGAAAUGUCGAGAUAUUCGGAUAUGGGAGUCCGAGGACGCCUGCGGGGGUGCUGUUGAGCCCACGGAGGGACAGGACGUUCACGUUUCCUGAGACGAGCGAGAAGCAUUGGAGGGAUAAGGGGGGGACGGAUAUGGCUGACGGAGUGGGAGACACUGAUGUGACAGACGCAGUAUCACCUGCAGAAUCGUCUCCGGACAACUCGUCCGACAGCUCGUUGUUCUCGUCAAUACUGCCGGACAAGCUGUCUGCGGGUUCUAUCUGCACAGCAGUGCUCCUAAUGCUCGGUUGGAAGUUUUUAAGUAAACGAUGAAAUCACAUACUCGCGAAAUUUGCACCGCCAUCUAGCGUGCAAUGAGUAGUGCCAACUACUCCUGUGUCACGCUUGUUAAUUUUGUAUACAUUUUAUGUCUAUCGGUUAUUUUAUAAAUAGCCUUUUUACUAUGAUAGACACAUGAACAGUUGUUGUAUAAACUGUAUUUGUAUAUUAAACUUACGCACUUUUUGACAUGUUUUUGUACAUGAAUAUUCUGAACUUGUUACGUAAUUUUUGUAGAUUUGGACUUACUAUUCUCCUUAUGUAUUGAGAUUAUUUAUAAAGAUUGAACGGCAAUGCGGGAAAAAUAACUAGAACUUUGAGGGAAAGUGAGGCAUCCGAAAAGUGAAUUUCAUAAUAAUUAAUCUACUUACUCAAUAUGGUUAUUUUUUAUAAAUUGUAGUGCAAAAAUAAAACAAAUUUUACCAACUAAAUAAAUUAUUCACUUGUCAAUUUUACAUUCCGCUUUCGGUGUUGAAGUAUAAUCCAUAGUUAUUAUCUGAACUGAACAUGUAGGAAUACUUAUCUCUAUUUAUCUUAAUUACUAUUUAGAAAUUUCUUCGAAGGGUGGACCACAUAUGUUCUAUAUUAUACAAAAAUAGAUUUUAUUUUAGUAUGAAAAUAAAGUCCGUUUUCCCAGAAAUUGUUCCAAAGAGAGCAGCCUAAAAAUUAUCAUCGAUUGAUCUCAUUUUAUUAUUUUUGUAAUAAAAAUGUUUAUUUUAGAAUAGCGCUAGCGUAUUUAUAUGUAAAGAGGGAGUAGAGAGUGCCAAGUUAUGUAAAAUGAAAAUUUUAUCAGAGAAGGUCUAUUUUAAUAAUAUUUCUUGUAUAAAAGUUAAUUUUAGAAUUAAUAUGCUCUGACAUUUCUGUUAAACUCAAAACUUGAAAUUAAUUAUUCUAUGCCCAAAAUUUCUCGUCUGAGUAAAUAAUUUAUUGAAUUAAAUUGGAGCUUUUAUAAUUAAUCAAUGGAGUGUUAAAGAAAUGAAAGGGUCUUGUACGAUAAUUAUGUAGUUUAUAUUCGACUUUAAUUCGUACCUUAGUAUUAUGCUAGAUUUUUAUUCGUUGUAUCCAUGAUGUUGUAAAAAGCGUUUUGU